Messenger RNA from Eimeria tenella, 1002 nucleotides. Its product is annotated as elongation of very long chain fatty acids 4 protein, putative. Lineage: Eukaryota; Apicomplexa; Conoidasida; Eucoccidiorida; Eimeriidae. Gene Ontology annotation, biological process: sphingolipid biosynthetic process; very long-chain fatty acid biosynthetic process; fatty acid elongation, saturated fatty acid. The transcript is spliced from 4 exons. Gene Ontology annotation, cellular component: endoplasmic reticulum membrane. Gene Ontology annotation, molecular function: fatty acid elongase activity. Bases 1 to 1002 code for a protein of 333 amino acids. The record is from RefSeq and is a predicted model, not a curated record.
AUGGCGAGUACGGACGGGUGGGCGCGGCUGCUGGCCCCCGAGGCCCCCUGGCUGCAGUCUGCUGCUGCAGUGCUGGGGCCCCUGAAAAGCUCUUUGGUGCACUUCAGUCCUUCUUCGAUUUCUUUUUUUCGAAAAGUAGACGCAGCGGCAGAAGCAGUGCUUUCCUUUUACGCGCCGGAGCUGCCCCCGGGCGCGCGCCAGAACAGCGGGCUGCCCAUGAUGGACGGCAAGGACAUGGCGCUCGUCAUUGGCCUUUAUUUGCUGCUCGUUGGACUCAGUCUUCUCGCCUUUAGAGGAUCUGCUUCGCAUGCAGUUCUCCAGAGAAAAGAAAAGAGUCUUUUGGAGAAGAUCGGGCCCGUCUUCGUCUGCCAGGCCGUCUACAACGCAGCCCAGGUGCUGCUGUGCAGUUUUCUGGUCCUCCGCGUCUUCGACGUUUGGCACACUGAGAAUUAUUCUUUUGUUUGCAACCGGUUUAACGUCCCCAACACCCGCAUGGCCGAGGUCACCUGGUUCUUCUACAUGCUGAAGUACCUCGACCUGCUGGACACUGUGUUCAUGAUAGUGCGGGGCAACUGGCGGCAAGUUUCUUUUCUUCAUGUUUACCACCACAGUUCUGUCAUUUACAUUUCCUGGGUCAACGCCAGCGUCGGAUUCGACGGCGAGAUCUACUACGUCGUCGCCCUCAACGGGCUGGUGCACGUGGUGAUGUACGCGUACUACUUGCUGGCGAGCUUGAACUGCGGGGUGGCGCGGCUGGUGAAGCAGUUUGUGACGCAGCUGCAAAUGCUGCAGUUCUUGUCGAUGAGUUUGCAUGCAGCUUACCACGUUUAUUUCCACCAGAGUUGCAAGUACCCUUUCCGAGUCACAGUGGGUUACUUCUUCUACGUUUUGAGUCUUUUUCUGCUUUUCCACAACUUCAGCAAGAAGACCUACGGCCGCAGCAGCAGCAGCAGCAGCAGCAGCAGCAGCGGCGGCGGCAGGGGCAAGGUCAAGGCGUUGUGA